CAUGAGGUGCCGGAGUAUCAAAUAAUUCCUGCUGUUUGGGGGUUUUGCUUCGGCGACCGAUAUUUCAGUUGGAAGAAGAUUGAAAAAACAAAAAGAAAAAUGGAAGCACUCUCUCUCUUUCCUCUCUCAAUUCCUUCCCUCCACAGGCACCUUCAAUCCCCAUCAAAAACCCAUCUCUCCAGUCUCAUUUUCUCACCCAAACGCUCCCCAAUCAGGAUCUCUGCCACCCAUUUCUCCCCUCAAUCCGCCCUCCUUCGGAGCACCCCAAACGACUCCAACAACGAAUCUAUCUUCUUAGAUGAAGAUGGGAUCGUUGAUGACAUGGACGGUUAUCUCAACUACCUCUCCCUCGAGUACGAUUCUGUUUGGGACACCAAACCCUCAUGGUGUCAGCCAUGGACAAUAUCACUUACUGGAGUAAUGGUGAUUGCUUGUAGCUGGGAAAUCUUGCACUCAGUCAUAGUCACCACAGUUGUCCUCUCUCUGAUUUGCACAUGGUGGUAUAUUUUUUUGUAUGCUUACCCCAAGGCAUAUUCAGAUAUGAUUGCUGAGAGACGGAAGAAGGUGACCAGCGGCGCUGAGGACACAUUUGGUCUUACAAAGAGCCAAAACAGUUAAGAGCUUCUCCAAAUGAUACUAGUUUUGAGUUUCCUCUUUCUGUAAAUUACAGCACGCUCAAGGAUAUCCACAGGUGAUGUACAUUCUGAUUAUUUGUUGGAAAACCACUUGGGUUGAGAAUCAA
Magnolia sinica is the source of this 742-nucleotide messenger RNA. RefSeq lists its product as uncharacterized. Gene Ontology annotation, cellular component: chloroplast. The transcript is spliced from 3 exons. The record is from RefSeq and is a predicted model, not a curated record. Lineage: Eukaryota; Viridiplantae; Streptophyta; Magnoliopsida; Magnoliales; Magnoliaceae. Bases 100 to 618 code for a protein of 172 amino acids.